Molecule: messenger RNA, 4652 nt
Organism: Zootoca vivipara (common lizard)
Lineage: Eukaryota; Metazoa; Chordata; Lepidosauria; Squamata; Lacertidae
Biological process (GO): regulation of cytokine production; negative regulation of transcription by RNA polymerase II; regulation of immune system process
Cellular component (GO): nucleoplasm
Molecular function (GO): RNA polymerase II cis-regulatory region sequence-specific DNA binding; DNA-binding transcription repressor activity, RNA polymerase II-specific
Source: RefSeq, a predicted model, not a curated record
CCCCCGCCCCGGUCGAAAGAAGACAAUGGAGAAGGCAGUCAAAAUUUUGGUGGGCCAUGUCCAAUGGGAAUAACAAAGAAGUAAUUGAAAUUUGUGGAGUGUGGAAAGAGAGAGGAUAAACAAUUUAAAAGUAUGGAGUGUGGAAAGAGCUUCACUGACAGUGGAACACUUAGAAAACAUCAACGGACUCACACUGGGGAGAAACCAUUUAAAUGCAUGGAGUGUGGAAAAAGCUUUGGUUGGAGUUCAAACCUCCGUAUACAUAAACACACUCACACAGGGGAGAAACCAUAUAAAUGUAUGGAGUGUGGAAGGAGCUUCAGGCAGAUUGGACACCUUAGAAACCAUCAACGAACCCACACAGGGGAAAAACCAUUUGAAUGCAUGGAGUGUGGAAGGAGCUUCAUUGAGAGUGGAAAGCUUAGAAUUCAUCAACAAACUCACACAGGGGAGAAACCAUUUAUAUGCAUAGAAUGUGGGAAGAGUUUCAGACACAGUGGAAGCCUUAAAAUCCAUCAACAGGUUCACACAGGAGAGAAACCAUUUAUAUGUAUGAAGUGUGGGAAGAGCUUCAGUUAUAGCAGAACACUUAGAAAGCACCAAUGGACUCACUCAGGAGAGAAACCAUUUAAAUGCAUGGAGUGUGGAAAGAGCUUCAGUGAGAGUGGAAAACUUAGAAUUCAUCAACGGACUCACACGGGGGAGAAACCAUUUAACUGUAUGGAAUGUGGAAAGAGCUUCACUUAUAGUGCAGCACUAAAAAGACAUAAAUGGUCUCACACAGGGGAGAAACCAUUUAAAUGCAUGGAAUGUGGAAAAAACUUUAUUGAUAGUAGAACACUUAGAAUCCACCAUCAAACUCACACAGGGGAAAAACCAUUUGAAUGUAUGGAGUGUGGAAAGAGCUUCACUUACAGUGGAUCACUAAAAAAACACCAACGGAUUCACACGGGGGAGAAACCAUUUAAAUGCAUGGAGUGCGGAAAGAGCUUCAUCGACAGUGGAACACUUAGAAUCCAUCAUCAAACUCACACAGGGGAGAAACCAUUUAAGUGCAUGGAAUGUGGGAAGAGCUUCAGUCGGAGUGGAGACCUGAAUUCACAUAAUCAAACUCACACAGGGGAGAAACCAUUUAAAUGCAUGGACUGUGGAAAGAGCUUCACUGAUAGUAGAACAUUUAGAAGACAUAAAGCAACUCACACAGGUGAGAAACAAUUUACAUGCAUGGAAUGUGGGAAGUGCUUCAGUCAGAGUGGAAGCCUUAGAAUCCAUCAACGGGUUCACACAGGGGAGAAACCAUUUAACUGUAUGCAGUGUGGAAAGAGCUUCACUUAUAGUAAUGAACUAAGAAGACAUCAAUGGAUUCACACAGGGGAGAAACCAUUUAAAUGCAUGGAGUGCGGAAAGAGCUUCAUUGACAGUGGAACACUUAGAAUCCAUCAUCAAACUCACACAGGGGAUAAACCAUUUAAAUGCAUGGACUGUGGAAAGUGCUUCAGUCAGACUGGACAGCUUAGAAUUCAUCAACGGACUCACACAGGAGAGAAACCAUUUAAAUGUGUGGAAUGUGGAAAGUGCUUCAGUCAGAGUGGAAAGCUUAGAAUUCAUCAACGGACUCACACAGGAGAGAAACCAUUUAAAUGCAUGGAAUGUGGAAAGUGCUUCAGUCGUGGUGAAGACCUGAAUUUGCAUCAUCAGACUCACACAGGAGAGAAACCAUUUAAAUGCAUGGAGUGUGGAAAGAGCUUCAGUCACAGUGGACAACUUAGAAUUCAUCAACGGACUCACACAGGAGUUAAACCAUUUAAAUGCAUGGAAUGUGGAAAGUGCUUCAGUCAGAGUGGACAGCUUAGAAUUCAUCAACGGACUCACACAGGACUUAAACCAUUUAAAUGCAUGGAAUGUGGAAAGUGCUUCAGUCAGAGUGGACAGCUUAGAAUUCAUCAACAGACUCACACAGGAGAGAAACCAUUUAAAUGCAUGGAAUGUGGAAAGUGCUUCAGUCGUGGUGGAGACCUGAAUUUGCAUCAUCAGACUCACACAGGAGAGAAACCAUUUAAAUGCAUGGAGUGUGGAAAGAGCUUCAGUCGCAGUGAACAGCUUAGAAUUCAUCAACGGAGUCACACAGGGGAGAAACCAUUUAAAUGUAUGGACUGUGGAAAGAGCCUCACUACUAGUCGAAACCUUAGAAUUCAUCAAUGGACUCACACAGGGCAGAAACCAUUUAAAUGCAUGGACUGUGGAAAGAGCUUCACUAUUAGUCGAAACCUUAGAAUUCAUCAAUGGACUCACACAGGGAAGAAACCAUUUAAAUGCAUGGACUGUGGAAAGAGCUUCACUACUAGUCGAAACCUUAGAAUUCAUCAAUGGACUCACACAGGAGAGAAACCAUUUAAAUGCAUGGAGUGUGGAAAGAGCUUCAGUCAGAAUGGAGACCUUAGAAACCAUCAACGGACGCACACAGGAGAGAAACCAUUUAAAUGUAUGGAAUGUGGAAAGAGCUUCACUUGGGGUAGAACACUUAGAAUUCAUAAACUGAGUCACACAGGAGAGAAACCAUUUAAAUGCAUGGAGUGUGGAAAGAGCUUCAGUCAUAGUAGACUGCUUAAAAAUCAUCAACGGACUCACACGGGGGAGAAACCAUUUAAAUGCAUGGAAUGUGGAAAGUGCUUCAGUUACAGUGGACACCUUAGAAUUCAUGAACGGACUCACACGGGGGAGAAACCAUUUAAAUGCAUGGAGUGUGGAAAGUGCUUCAUUGAGGGUGGAAAACUUAGGAGACAUCAACGGAGUCACACGGGGGAGAAACCAUUUAAAUGCAUGGAAUGUGGAAAGUGCUUCAGUCAGAGUGGGAAGCUGAAUUCACAUCAUCGAACACACACAGGAGAGAAACCAUUUCAAUGUAUUGAGUGUGGAAUGAGCUUCAGUCAGAGUGGACUUCUUACAAAACAUCAACAAACUCAUACAGGGGAGAAACCAUAUAAGUGUUAGGGAAGUGGAUAGAGGUUCAGUUGUAGUGGAAGUCUUACAAACCAUCUAAAGACUCUGAGGGGUAAGAGCUGUAAGAGUGGUAACAACAAGCCUUAUGACUCAGUAGAGAGAGAGGGGGGGAGCCUUCUUUGUUAUUCCUUGUGCCCUCAGUAUUUCCUAACAUCAGGGUCUUUUCCAGAGAGUCUGGAAAAGUUGUUACUACUAGUAGCUUAAACUCAGUGUUUGAACCAACUAGUUACAAAAGGUUCAAAACAUGUCACGUGGUUUUCUCAGAUUCCUGACCAAGAUUAUCAUGAGACGUACUCACCAACAGUCAAAUUUGAAAGCACCAGACUGUUGAUGAAGCUUGCUGCUGAAGAAGGCAUGACUGUUUCUCAUCAUGAUGUGAAUACUGUACUGUGUUUUUAAUGGUGUUCUUGAUGAGAAUAUUUAUAUACUACCACCAGAUGGCGUACAAAUAAAAAAGGGAAUGGUAUGCAAGUUAAAAAAAUCUUUAUAUGGUCUAAAACAAAUUGCUCGUUGCUGGCACACUAAACUAACUGAUGUACUAUUUUCAUUAGGUUUUCAACAAGGAAAAGCAGAUUCUUGUGUGUUUGUGAAAGAGUGUAAUCAACAGAAACUGUAUUGUGUGUGUUAUGUUGAUGAUAUUUUAUUAUUCCGGAAGGAUGUAAACAUCUACAGAAACACUCUUUCAAAAUUGCAAAAGCAUUUUGAAAUGAAAGAUUUAGGAGAUGUAAGUAACUAUCUCUAGAGGUUGAAAGAAACGAGAAAGGUGACAUUUUGCUGCAUCAAACUCGUAAAAUCAAUGAUUUAAUUGAAAGUUGAAUCUAACUGAUGGAAACGCUGUAGACACUCCCAUGGUAACAGGUUAUCAGCAUGAUACAAAUGCUGAAGCUUUUUCUGACACUACAAGCUCAAGGUGUACCGGACCAGAUAUUGCCAUUGCUGUGAAUAUACUUAGCAGAUGUGUUAAUAAUCCAACAGUGCAAGAUUUCAAGCCAUUAAAACGCAUUGUUAGGUACUUGAAGGGUAGUGUACAUUACUGGUUAAGACUUACUAGUUAAAAGUCUGGAGGACUAGAAAUCUAUGCAGGUGCCAGUUUUGGCAGUGAUACAACGGAUGGCAAAAGUGUAUCAGGUGUUUUUUAUUUAUCCAAUCAAGGUUUGUUUGAUUGGUCUUGCAGGAAACAAGCAACAGUGAGCAUGAGUUCAUGUGAAGCUGAACUUAAUGCUUAAACUUUUUCACUCAUGGGUGUAGAGUCGUUGCAACAACUAUGUCAGGAUGUGAGAGUGAAAGUUUCUUGUCCAAUUCAGGUUUAUCAGGACAACAAAGCCUGCAUAGAGUUAAUACAUUCAGAAGGGUGCAAACAGAGAACGAAGCAUUCACAAAUUAAAUUGCACCGGCCCAGAGAGUGUAUUAAAAAUGGAAUUGUGAAAGUUUCAUAUAUGUCAGGAAAGGAAAUUUCAGCAGAUGUGUUGACCAAAGCUGUUAAUAAAAGAACAACUUGACAUAUAUGUAAAGAAGUUACAAUUGUGUUAGAAUUUCAUGAAGGUCGGAGUGAAAAGGGAGAGGUUGCUAGUAUUUUCAUCCACCCCUUUCUGUCAGUCUUAUGACUCAGUAGAGGGGGGGGAGCCUAUAGUUAUAUUUGUUUAGAUUAUUAA